GUCAGCCAAUCAGAGGGCGAGGGGGGCAGCUGUGGGGACCCUGACAAGCAAUAUCCUGGGGGGGCUCAGUGCAGGGGGAAGAAUGGGCGAGGUGGAGGUCUCCACCCAGGCCUAUGCUAAGAUGUGCCUCCACGCCGCCCGGCACCCCCACGCCGCUGUCAAUGGGCUGCUCCUGGGGCGCCGGGGGGGCCCCCCCCAGUGUCUGUUCCUCACCGACUGCGUCCCCCUUUUCCACAGCAACUUGGCUCUCAGCGUCAUGCUGGAGGUGGCUCUGAACCAGGUUGAUCUGUGGGCAUCUCGCUCUAACCUGCUGGUGGCUGGGUACUACCAGGCCAAUGCCGGGCUGGACGACAUGAGCCCCACCCCCCUGGCUCUGAAGAUGGCUGGACGCCUGGCUGAGCUCUCUGAGGGUGCUGUAUUGAUCAUGCUGGAUAACCGGAAACUGACCCAGAACCCCCGCGUGCCCCCCGUUGUUGUGCUGGAGCAGCGGGAUCGGCACUGGCUCCCCAAGGACAAGAACCUAGUCAUGUGGCACGACUGGGAAUCCUCCCGCCACAUUUGUAAGUCCCUGCUGGAGGCUAAAGCUCACACCCAAUUGGUCGACUUCGACGCCCACCUUGAUGACAUCAGACGGGACUGGACCAAUCAGCACCUCAACACAGAGAUCGCCCGGCUGGUGUCUGUCGCCAAUGGCAGUGCCUGAGGGACCCUAUUGGCUGGCCUGGGGAAACCAGGGCUGUAUUCUGAUUGGACUGCUUGGAACAAUGGCAUGCCCCCAUUGGCUGGCCCAAGUGAAGACUCAGCUGACUUUCACUGAUUGCUUUAUAUUUAUUCCACCCAUUCCCCUCCCCCAAUGAGCCCAGACUCCUCCCAUCAGCCCCCAAAUGCUACAUUUAGGUCCCUUUGUUGGCUACGUUUUUGCAGAUUUCACAAAGUUUUUUAUUUUGGCCUUUAAUUUCCUUUUGGAUUAUUUUUAUUUUUCCUUUUCGGCACCUGAUUGUUCUGUCGUUUUCCCAGCAUCCUCCUUCCCCUAAGCGAUGAGUGUCGGACGGCAAAAAACUGAAGGCCAUUCAAUGCCCCAAACCUCCUGACAUGCAAAAUAUGACCGUAAAAACCCCAAGGAAAUGUCACCACCGACCUCAGACCCUACAGAAUUUGGGGCCAUUUGCUUUCAAUUCAUUAAUUUUAUUUUAUUGCAACUCCUUAAACCGCUAAGGAACAUAAGGCAAAACUAGUUGCGAAAAGGACAAAAUAAAGAAUUAAAAUGCCAAAAACCUGAACUUGUGGGGGCAAAAUCUUCCCUGUAAGGCGGUGGGUUGGAUUUCUAGUCCCGGGAUUUGUUUUGACAUUCAUGGUUUCCAUUUCAUGACGCUCGUCGUACUGAAUCAUGCUCGUUUACGGCUUUUCUUCACUGGGGCCAGGCUGAAUUUUUGCCAUUUCACGCAGACUUGGGGGCAGAGACUGUGUCGCCAGCAGAUCUCGUCCUUUCAUUUUUUUGCUGCUCAAUUUCCUUUUUUUUUUUUUUUUUUUUAAGUUUUUUUUGCAUCUUGAAAAUGAUUUCCCAGGUCUGUUUUGGGCCGUUCAGUUUCCUUUUCUGGCAAACAAAGUUUCAUUUCCUUAAUUUCCCAACAACCUCGAACAUUUUCCAUUUUGCAAAUUUUUGGCAUUUUGUUGCCUUUUUUUUUU
Messenger RNA from Malaclemys terrapin pileata, 1686 nucleotides. It is a transcript of the gene EMC9, whose product is annotated as ER membrane protein complex subunit 9. Gene Ontology annotation, cellular component: EMC complex. The transcript is spliced from 6 exons. NCBI's taxonomy places the organism in Eukaryota, Metazoa, Chordata, Testudines, Emydidae. Bases 83 to 703 code for a protein of 206 amino acids. The record is from RefSeq and is a predicted model, not a curated record.